AUGAAACUCCGAUUGUCAAGCUCCGAUCGUGCUUUCAAGGAGCUUUGUCUGCGCCUCAAGGAACACGGCUUGCUUCACAGCCCGGAGGCGAUUGCCGCCUAUGCGAGUGUCGACCGGGGAGAUUUUAUCCUAGGUGAUUCAGAUCCCUAUUUGGAUGCAGCUGCUGUGAUGGGCUUUGGUGCACAGGUGUCGGCUCCGCAUGUGCACUGUGCUGCACUGGAGUUGAUUCAGGAGAAAGUAUCUGCCAUGGGCGAAGGGCUGCGAGUCUUGGACCUUGGAAGCGGCAGUGGCUGUAUGGCCACACUGCUGGCCCGGCUCUUGCAGGGCCGAGGACGAGUGGUGGCCUUGGAGCAUAUCCAGGAGCUAGUGGAAGAAGCCAAGCAGAAUGUGGCCAAGCACCACGCAGACUUGAUGCCGAGCAGCUUGGAGAUCCUUUGUGAAGAUGCUCUCAGCCUCAAGGCAGAACCCUUCGACCUCAUACACUGCGGUGCAGCAUUGAGCCAGGUGGAUGACUGGCUUUUAAAACUCUUGAAGCCCAAUGGCCGUGCAGUAGCUCCACUCGGACCCACGGAUGCACCCCAAUGGCUUUGCAGCAUCGAUAUGCUCGAGGAUGGGAGAUACGAGGUGACGCAGCACCUGCGUGUCCUCUAUGUCCCGAUGACUUCGGAAGGGCUUCAACGCAACCGGGGAGAUGCCUGGGACGAGGUGGUAGCGAGGUGUCUGGAGAACUCCGCUGAUUUGACGUGA
Durusdinium trenchii is the source of this 747-nucleotide messenger RNA. NCBI's taxonomy places the organism in Eukaryota, Dinophyceae, Suessiales, Symbiodiniaceae. The record is from the annotation of a GenBank genome assembly.